Cercospora beticola is the source of this 1018-nucleotide messenger RNA. It is a transcript of the gene RRS1, whose product is annotated as ribosome biogenesis protein RRS1. The record is from RefSeq and is a predicted model, not a curated record. Gene Ontology annotation, cellular component: nucleolus; nucleus; preribosome, large subunit precursor. NCBI's taxonomy places the organism in Eukaryota, Fungi, Ascomycota, Dothideomycetes, Mycosphaerellales, Mycosphaerellaceae. Gene Ontology annotation, molecular function: protein binding. Gene Ontology annotation, biological process: endonucleolytic cleavage in ITS1 to separate SSU-rRNA from 5.8S rRNA and LSU-rRNA from tricistronic rRNA transcript (SSU-rRNA, 5.8S rRNA, LSU-rRNA); ribosomal large subunit biogenesis; ribosome biogenesis.
CUCGAAUUUGUUCAGCCGACAACAUCUUUGCACGAUACAACGCACAAUGGCCGCCAUGGAGAUUGAUAAUGCUCAGGCGCAACCGUACGUGUUCGACUUGGGGAACCUGAUGUGCCAAGAUCCCAACCCACUCCCAUCGUUGAAGGAAGCGGCCACGCCUGCUGAAAAAGAAGCCAUCCUCUCCAGCGUUGCGCAAAAAUGCGCGCAGUCUCUCAUACACCAGCUUCUUGCCCAACCGAUCAACCGUAACGAAACCGACGGUAGUCUGCAGAUAUCACUACCUGCACCGGAGUUUCCGCUACCCAGAGAGAAGCCUGUGCCCAAAGAGAAGGAAAAGACGAAAUGGGAGAAAUUCGCGGAGAAGAAGGGUAUCAAGGCGAAGCGAAAGGACGGCAAAAUGGAAUUCGACGAGGAUCGCAAAGAGUGGAGGGCGAAGUAUGGAUACGGCAGUCAGAUCCGGAGGAAGCCAGGCGAGGUGGAGGCGGAUUGGAUUCAGGAAAUCGAUGAGAAGGCGGAGAGGGCGAAGAAAGAGGAGGGCGAGAAGAAGGGACAUGGUGGCAAGCGGAAGGCAAUGGGCGACACUGCCAUUCGGAAUCAGAAAUUGUCGAAGAAGAGCAGGAAAUGAGCAGGCCUCGAUUGAUCACACGACCAAUACAAAAGCACAGCAAGUGGAAUGAGCACGACGACGCGGCUCCACGGAUCCUGAAAUCCAUUCGCCGCUCCGAUAUGAUCGAAGUCGCUCAAGACCAACGACGCGAAUUAUUCACACUUGGCAAAUGUGGCGGAAGGACAGCGACGACAGCGUUUCGUCGUGCGAGUGGGAUCAUUCCAGUCCCAAUAGGGCGUCAUUGUAUCAGUAUGUCUAUUCUAGUGUCAUUAUGUCCUAAUAAGGCCCCAGUGUCCAGCGAACAGACCCUCUGGUCAAUUGCUCGGGGGCCAUGAGGCCAGGAAACCUUCCCAAGGCCAGAAAAUUAGCUAUCCCGCUAAGCAGAGUACAACGCUCACAAUUUCACCUGGA